GUUAAAUAUUAUCAUCACAGUGCAAAUUAUUUAAACAUUUCUAAUCAUUACGAAAAGAUUUCGUAUUAAAAAUGGGUAUACCGAAGUUGUUCCGAUAUAUAAGCGAAAGAUAUCCUUGUGUCACUGAAAAAUUGAAGGAUUAUCAGAUACCUGAAUUUGAUAAUUUAUAUAUAGAUGCAAAUGGUAUUAUACAUGAAUGCUCACAUCCAGGCAAUAUGGACAUUUCGAUCUGCAUUUCAGAGGAGACUAUAUUCAAGAAUAUAUUUCGUUAUAUUGAGUUAUUGUUUUGCAUGAUCCAGCCACAAAAGUUAUUUUUUGUAGCAAUUGAUGGUGUGGCACCACGUGCAAAAGUUAAUCAACAAAGAAGUAGACGCUUCAAAACUGCAAAAGAUGUAGAGAUUCAAGAAGCUAAAGCAAGAGCUAAAGGUAUAAACAUACCUAAAGAGAACAGAUUUGAUUCUAAUUGUAUAACUCCAGGAACACAGUUUAUGUCUAAACUUGAUGAGCAAUUGAAAUAUUUUAUUACAUAUAAAAUCUCAACAAGCAAACUUUGGCAAAAGUGUAAAAUUAUAUUCAGUGGAUCUCAGGUUCCUGGUGAAGGAGAGCACAAAAUAAUGGAGUUCAUACGUUAUAUGAAAACACAACCAAAUUAUAAUGUAAAUACUAAACAUUGUUUAUAUGGUUUAGAUGCAGACUUAAUAAUGUUAGGUUUAUGCACACAUGAGUUACAUUUUAUAUUAUUAAGAGAAGAAGUAACAUUUUCUAAAAGUGGAAGGAAAGUUUGUUUUAUUCCAGAAGAGACAAAAUUUUGUCUAUUUCAUUUACAUGUAUUAAGAGGAUAUAUAGAUCAUGAGUUUUCCUCAUUGAAAGAAAAGUUGCCUUUUCCAUAUGAUUUGGAGAAGAUAAUUGAUGACUGGAUUUUAAUGGGAUUUCUUGUAGGAAAUGAUUUUAUACCACAUCUGCCAAAUUUACAUAUUGUACAUGGUGCAUUGUCCAUAUUGUAUGAAGUAUACAUGAACACAUUGCCUACGUUAGAUGGUUAUAUAAAUGAAGCAGGGACAUUAAGAUUAGAUAGAUUUGAAAAAUUUAUGGAAAAACUUAGUCGUUUUGACAUAUUGCAAUUUUCUGAAUAUUAUGCAGAUUUGAAGUUUCUUGAAACUAAAACAGGAAAAUAUUUCAUUAAGACUGCAAAACAGAAUGAUAAGACAUCAAGGAGCAGUGAAGAGACUUAUUCUCCCCAAAAAAUACAAGAUAAGGAAUUUAAUGCUUUACUUAGAACUGCAGCAGAGAUGUCUUUAGGAAGGUAUGACGAUGAAGAUGGAGAUGAUAAAUCGGAUAGCGAAAUGUACACUAUGGAAUUUGUUCAACACAAAAAAGAUUAUUAUAUAAAUAAGAUAAAAUAUGAAAACAUAGAUGAAGAUUUUUUACAUUCACAAGCUGAGUGUUAUGUUAGGGCGAUUCAAUGGAAUUUAAAUUAUUAUUAUAAUGGAUGUUGUAGUUGGUCAUGGUACUAUCCACACCAUUAUGCACCUUAUAUAUCAGAUAUAAAAAAUUUUAAGGACUUAAAGUUGGAAUUUGAAUUAGGGCAACCAUUUUCACCAUUUGAACAAUUAUUGGCUGUAUUGCCACCAUAUAGUAAAGAAUUAUUACCAUCAGCAUUCCAAUCAUUGUUAAUUGAUAAAGAGUCUCCAAUAAUUGAUUAUUAUCCAUGGGACUUCAAAACAGAUUUAAAUGGCAAGAGGCAAGAAUGGGAGGCUGUAGUACUUAUACCAUUUAUAAAUGAAAAAGUCUUAUUAGAAGCAAUGGCACCUCAUUAUUCAAAGUUAACUCCAGAGGAACAGGCAAGAAACCAACAUGGACCAAUGUGCUUGUUCUUAUAUACGAAACAAGAUUUAGGCAUUUAUAAAUCACCUGAAUAUUUUCCCGAUAUUAUUAAUCAUGCAACUAUGAAAUUAAUUAAUCGUGAGGAUAUUUUUGUUCCUAGAGAGAAAUUAGUACGAGGUUUGUGUCCUGGUGUAAACUUAGAUAUAUAUCAUUUUGGAUUUUCUUCCUUGCGGUAUAUAAAGCAUACUGCAAAACUAGAGAAGGCCAAAGUAACUGUAUUCCAAAGACAAUCCGAUCAAAAAAGUAUGAUCUUAUAUAUUAAGUCACAAACCAAGGCUGACUUAACAACUAUAGGAUCAAAAUUAUUAGGAGAAACAGUGUUCGUAAAUUGGCCUCAUUUGAGGGAGGCUUUUGUAAUUGGCGUUUCGGAUUGUUCUACAAAAUUGAAUUUAGUUAAUCCACAAAUGAAACGUUUAUACGAUACCGUUGAUGAAACAGAGUGGAAUGUGUUGAAGGAACGUAUAACAAAAAUGUAUAAAAGUUAUCUUGGAGUGGAUAUUGGAGAAACGAAGUUUUUGGUCUAUGUACGAUUACUGACAGGCGAAAAGUAUACUAUUGGUUCCAAUGGGAAAGUACACAUCGAAAAGCACUGGGAUGAUGUUCCAAGUUGUUAUGCUUAUCAGACUGUAGUAGAAGAUAUCACGAUCUGUAGCAAUAAUGUUGCACGAUAUGAGACUGUUAAUGAUAUCUUUGAACUAGGGACUACUUGUUUUAUGUUGGGACAUCCAUAUUAUGGAGCAAUGGGAAAAAUACGCAAGUCAGCAGUUUGUAAAAUAUCGGGUAGAGUAAAAGUAUCUGUAUUCACGACGGGAGAACCGUCAUUCAAAGCUAUCAAACAAAUUCAAGCGGAUCUUCAAACUCAAUAUAUGAACGGGAAUAUAGCGUCACAAAAAUUGGGUAUAAGUACUCUACUUUUAAGUAGAAUUACUGGCACAAUUUUUGUAAAGCAAUCUUCAAAUGGGUCUCAGCAAGAUGAAGUUACACAUAAUAUCGGAUUCAAUUUAAAAUUCACGAAGAAAAACGCAGAAGUACCUGGUUACACUCGGAAAGGAGAAGAUGGUUAUUGGCUUUAUAGUCCAAAAGCGCUUGACUUAGUCCGCUGCUACAUGCUAAGAUAUCCUACUCUUUUUGAACGAUUAGCUCAAAAUCCAACCACGUGUAUUUUUCAAGAAGAAGAUUUAUUUACUAAAGGAUCUGGAGAGCUAAAUGACAUAGUGGCUUGGUUGAAAGAACAGUUUCAUGGAAUAGAAAGUCAAACCUGUGGUGGGAAAACUGUUGAGAGUUUUAUAGUAAAAAAAAUAGAGGAGGAAGUAGAUGCAUAUUUAAAGACACCAAAUAGCAUUAGAAGAGUUGUAGAUAUGCAAGUGCAGCCAUAUUUACUUUAUACACCUAGUUUAUAUAUACGCAAUCUUCCACCUGAUCCAAAAACACAGACACAAUUGCUGGACAGAAUUUGCUGUACUAAAGAUAAUUUCACAGUACCUCUUGGAUAUAAAGGAACUGUAAUUGGAAUACAAAAGGCAGCACGUGUAUUGGAUACUAUGUACACUAUUUUGUUCGACAAACCAAUUAUUGAUGGAUUUAGUAUAAAUGGAUCCUCUGAAUGUCGUGCGUAUCGUUUGGCAGCUUUUGAUUUCAUAAAUAUUAGUUAUGGACAGAGGAUAGAACACAGUAAAGGGACUAUGAAUUUGAACACAGAGCCUAUAGAAGAGUGGAAGAAUCUUAUGACCAAUCAGGAAGGUCAAUUACGCACAAACACCAGUACUUUUAGGCCAUAUAGGAAUGAAAAUUAUUUGUCGAUUGAAACACCGAUGUCGCCAAAAUCACGGAUUACUCAAAAAAGUAUUGAAGAAACGUCAAAAAAUCAGCCAACUCAUAAAUUUAAACAAUACAGCAGUCAAAACACUGCAAAUAUUUGGAAGUCGAACAAGACGGUGAAAAGUGUGCAGCUUUCUCAGAACACGCAAAAGAUGCCGACGACAAAUCCAACGUCCGAAUUCCAGGCAAUAUGGAACGAAUUGCAUAAGAAACAGGAACUGAAUAAAGCUGCACCACAAGUUCUAAUGAAACCUGAAAAUUCACCACAAGAUCCGAGUGCUUUCUUAAAAGCAGUAUUAAAAAUUCCUGAUGGAAACGCUCAAGAACUUGUACAACCUGGAGUAUCUAAAAUACCUAAAUGUUCAAAUAAUCUACAAAAAGAAAACAAGGUAUUGGAUACACCACCUUUGGUGCAACAAUUAUUUGAUCAAGCUCGUCAGAAUAAUAAAACACCAAUUUGGUAUUGCUCUCAAUUAUUGAAUUACUAUCAACUUGACCCUUGUGUAAAUCAUGAACAGGCAGCAGGAAGUGCUGCGAAGAAAGUUUACACAGAAUUAAAUUUGGGUAAUCUACUACCAAAUAUGAAGAUACUUCUGCCACCUCUUCAAUAUUGGUACUUUAAUUUUCAAAAUAAUAAAUGGACGCAAAAUAUAAGACCACCAGUAGUACCAUAUUAUUCUUCAGAACCUAAACCUCUUCAAUUAUCCCUCGAAUGGGUUCAAAAGGAUAAUUGUGCUGCUGGUACUCAAGAUACGUCCAAGCAAAGUAAUCAAUAUAAGAAUCAUAUUCAAUCAGAAACGUCUCAGAAACCAAAGUCAGAAACAAAGAAAUGCCCAACUUUCGUACCGUUACAAGCACAAAAGAAAAGCAGACACAUCUUAGCUAAGCAGGUUGCUAACAAAGAUAAUGUAAAUCAAAGUGCCAAAGACAAUUUUCAGCACACAAUACAAAAGAAAAAGGAAUUCUCUACGAAGACGAUAAAAGUAGAAGCUGUCAGCCCGCCCGUCGAAAAGGAAAAGCCAGUGCAAAAUAGUUCACAUCAAGUACAAAAUACACAAACCGUGAUAAAGCCUAAAAAAUCGCGGGUUGCCGCAAAUUUUUUCAUAUCACUACAAAUUGAAGAGAGUAAUCAUAGUAACAGUUCAACCUAA
Eufriesea mexicana is the source of this 4853-nucleotide messenger RNA. RefSeq names its product 5'-3' exoribonuclease pacman (gene pcm). Gene Ontology annotation, biological process: rRNA catabolic process; nuclear-transcribed mRNA catabolic process. Gene Ontology annotation, molecular function: RNA binding; 5'-3' RNA exonuclease activity. The record is from RefSeq and is a predicted model, not a curated record. Lineage: Eukaryota; Metazoa; Arthropoda; Insecta; Hymenoptera; Apidae. Gene Ontology annotation, cellular component: nucleus.